AUGGAUUUUAUUGAGCCGAUUAUAAUAAUAUUUGGUUCAAUAGAGAGAAUUUCUCGAUUAAACUUCAACAUACCAGUGACAUUGAAGAUUUUAACUAAGGCAACAUCACUUGCACAAUCUGUUAAUGUUAAAAGAAAUUCAUUGAAUACGUGUUGUCAUCGAUACUUUGUGAUUCUACUCGAUACAAUUGAAAAUGAUUUGAUGACUCAUCUACAAGCAACAGAUGAAGUUUUAGUUAUAUAUCUUCGAGAAUUAAUCAAUCCAGAACAUAAACAAAAACGGCUUAAACGAAGGACAACGACUAGAAGAAAUGAAGCAAAAUUCACUGUCUUCUUUUUAUUAUCACAAAGCAAAGACACUUCGAUAUUGGAUCAUGCCAUUUACAAUGAGAUUGAAAGUGCUCAACAAUGCAUACAAGAAAUCUGUAAAUCAAUUGGAUUUGAGUCAAUCAUUAUUCACACAAUUUCUCACUAUUUUCCAAACAAUGAAAACGAGUUCAUUCUGCGACCUGAUCUGAAAAUUCUUUUCGAUAACGCAGAUUGGGAUAAAAUAUAUCAUAUUCUGAAGAGUCUCGCACCUAUUCGAUUAUAUUUGUACGGCAAUGAACAUUCGAUUGAGAACAAGUGGAGCAAUCUGAUGAUAAGUACUGAAACAAGAAUCAUGGCCAAUGAAGAUGAUUGGUGUGCACUAGUCAACAAAGAACCACUUGAUAAUGUGAAUAGAUGGGCUAUUUUGGCUGAGUAUAGUUCAACAUGGCAAAUCAAGAGGGUUUCAUCCAUCAAUUUAUUUGAUUUCGAGGAAAAUCUUGCCUUUCAUUCAGCUCUUCGACAAGCACACAUUACAUUUAAUGAAAGGAAAUGUCAAUUCACUAAUCAUUUGUUCAAUUGGUAUGAGAAUUAUGUAAACCAGUCUGUCUUUCAAACUAAGUCACAAUUGACUUCUGGAGAAAACAUCACGAUAAAUUUACGAAACCUACAUGAUUCUACACAACAACCCAUAAGACAAUCGCAACAAUCACUUCUCAAGUUGCCUGUGGAAUUACUUCAUCGUAUUUUAGAUGAUGUUGAUACAAUGACAAUUCUCCGUGGACUUCGAUGUGUCUGCACAAAGCUUUAUUCUGUCGUCAAUAGUUUUAAUCGAUACAAACUCGACUCCACUUCAUUGUCAUCGAAUGAUAUUAAAUUGAUUCAUCAAUUGAUUCAACCUGAAAAUAUUAUUUCUUUGCAUCUUAUUUCCGAUAAUCGGUCGGCAUCAAACAAAAUCGACUUGUUACACUCACGCUUCAACAUUUCUCAAUUCACGAAACUUCGCUCUUUAGCUCUUCAUUCACUUGUGGACAACAAAUUGGAAAAAUUUUUACAGAAUGUCAAUUGUUCUUCUCUCAUUUCAUUGUCUAUCAGGUUAAAUGACGUACAAAGUGUGAGAGUAGAGUCUUUUCUUAUCCAAUUUCUCACAAAAUCAACUCUUCGUAAAUUAUAUUUAUGUGCAGAUGAACCGAUCCACGAUCGCAUAUUCUGUCGAAUGGGACACAGACUGGAAUAUUUGAAAGUUAACCAAUGUACCUUUACUCAAUACUUCAAUCUUCUUCAAUAUUUGCCUCAUUUACGAACAUUCAGUAUGGAGAAAUGUAUCAUUAAGCAGCCUGAUAGGCUACAGAUGUUGAAAUCUGAUAAUCAAAUAUGUCAUCACCAAAUGGAAUCGGUUUCAAUAGAAGAAUGUCAAUUGACGAUGGACAAUCUAUUAUUGAUAACUACUUUGACACCAUCAUUGAUUCAUCUCAAAAUAGUCUCAAAUAUUUCUGAUACAGAUGCGUUCACUUUGGUUACUGAUGUAUCUCGCUUGGAAGAAUUUGUUCAGAGCCAAUUACCACGACUUCGUAAAUUCGAAUUCUUCUUUUCGUUUGAACGUAAUGCGCAGAACGAGAUGAUUAGUCUUGAUUCAUUUGUUACCCCAUUUCGUACAUCAUAUUGGCUUAAUGACAAACAUUGGGUCGUCGCUAGUGCAUAUGUCAUGAAUGACCCAGAGAUUUGGUUGUACACAUUACCUAUCUGUGUACAACAUCGUAUGACCAAACCUAUGUAUGAAAUUUCGUCAGUAGAUAAUGAUGGUCAUCUAAUCAUAAAUUAUCAACACGAUUAUUCACAUAUUUCACAAGAAAAUAAGGAUGAACAGACAGGGACAGCACUCAAUCUGCAUUUUUGCCGCGUGAAAAACGAAGGAGCAAGGUAUAUUGCUCAUACAUUACGAUUAAAUCAAACAAUCACACAACUAGAUCUUGAAGAAUGUUUUAUUGGAUUGGAAGGAAUUCGAUAUCUAAGCGAUGCUUUACGCGAAAAUACAACGCUUAAAACAUUAAAUCUUAGUGGAAACUCAAUCUGUGAUGAUGCAAUCUUGUUUUUAGCUGAAUCCUUGCUUUACAACGCAAUACUCGUCACACUCAAUCUCGGUUGGAAUCAAAUUCGAAAUAAUGGAUUACGAUAUCUGACUGAUGUUCUCAAGCAGAACAAGACACUCGAAGCACUUGAUUUGCGAUGGAAUUCUAUUGGAUAUGCAAGUGCACCGUACCUAAUAGAUGCUCUGGGUCGAAAUACAACACUUGUUAUACUGAUACUUUGGGGAAAUCAAAUUUUCAAUGGAUCUAAUGAUGGCCCAAUUGCUACUGCUUCGCUGAUGUCUUGGCUUUGUCAGGGUUCUAUGAACAAUUAA
Messenger RNA from Adineta ricciae, 2706 nucleotides. The record is from the annotation of a GenBank genome assembly. NCBI's taxonomy places the organism in Eukaryota, Metazoa, Rotifera, Eurotatoria, Adinetida, Adinetidae.